CUUGUGACCCGGAAGCAGUAGCUUUCGGAAUCUGCGCACAGUGAGCAGCUUCGGUCCAGCUGGCGGCCUGGAGCCCGGGGAGCGAGUCCGGACUGUGAGCGGAGCCUCCCCGGUCCCCCAUGGAGAGCCGUUAGAAAGCUGCUUAAGAACUGAUACGGCAUGCUGUCAUGGUACGAGACUGACGCCCUAAUGCUGCAGCAGAGGCUAGGGAGAUUAAUGGCCAGGUCUAUUGAUCCCAUGGUCUUCUAAAGAAGCAAUGGGUAGCUGCUGUAGCUGUCCAGAUAAAGAAACUUUCCCAGAUAACCACCAGAACAGGUUUAAGGUUAUUAAUGUGGAUGAUGAUGGUAAUGAGCUGGGCACUGGAGUAAUGGAGCUAACGGAAAAUGAGCUCAUCUUGUAUACACGCAAGCGGGACUCUGUUAAAUGGCCUUACCUUUGCCUGCGCCGUUAUGGAUACGAUUCAAAUCUUUUCUCUUUUGAAAGUGGGCGACGCUGUCAGACUGGACAAGGAAUAUUUGCUUUUAAAUGUGCCCGUGCCGAAGAGCUGUUCAAUAUGUUGCAAGAAAUCAUGCAGAAUAAUAGUAUAAGUGUUGUUGAAGAACCAGUGGUGGAAAGAAAUCCUCAAACCGAGCUUGAUGUGCCAAGGACCCCACGCACUCCAACAACUCCUGGCUUUAGUGGUUCAAAUUUACCCAAUGGAUAUCCACGUUACCCAUCCUUUGGUGAUGCAUCUUCUCACCCGUCUAGUAGACAUCCAUCAGUGGGUAGCACACGCCUUCCUUCUGUAGGAGAGGAGUCUACCCACCCUCUACUUGUUCCUGAAGACCAUGUGCACACGUAUGUAAACACAACUGGUGUACAAGAAGACCCAAGGCCCAACGCACCAGUGCCACUUGAGCAACGCCUUUCCAAUGCAGAGGGAAGCGCAGUCCAUGCAGAUUCCAUUUCCAUUCCUGAUCAUGACUCCCAUGUCAUCCUAGAGCCCGAAGGUGUGAAGUUUGUUUUAGGACCAACCCCUGUUCAGAGACAAUUAAUGGAAAAAAAGCAACUGGAGAAACUUGAGGAGCAACAAAGCAGUGGAAAAGGUGGCUGCAGUAGCUGUCCUAAUAGCACAGAGUGGGACACUGGUUAUGACAGUGACGAACGCCGAGAUACGCCUUCUGGCAAUAAAAUGGUAUAUGAAAACGUUAAUGGUUUGUCAAUUCCUCCAUCUGGGGCAAGAAGAGGACGUGUUCCACCACCUACACCUAUCUCGACAGAGGUGCAAAACAUCAACAACUCUGCCCAGAGGAGGACUGCAUUAAUAAACUAUGAAAACUUACCAUCUCUCCCUCCUGUUUGGGAAGCCCGAAAGCCCAGUAAGGAGGAUGAUGACCCUUUAGGACCAAAGACACCAGCUCUUAAUGGUUUUCACAAUAACCUAGACCCAAUGCAUAACUAUGUGAACACAGAGAAUGUGACUGUUCCAUUAAGUGCUCACAAAGUUGAGUUUUCUAGGCGUCGGGACUGUACACCAACAGUUUUUAAUUUUGAUAUAAGACGCCCGAGUUUAGAACACAGGCAGCUUAAUUAUAUACAGGUUGAUUUAGAAGGUGGUAGUGACUCUGACAACCCUCAGACACCUAAGACCCCAACCACUCCACUCCCUCAAACUCCUACUAGACGCACGGAGCUGUAUGCUGUAAUAGACAUUGAAAGAACUGCUGCUAUGUCCAACCUGCAGAAAGCACUGCCACGCGAUGACGGUACUUCUAGAAAGACUAGGCACAACAGUACUGAUCUACCCAUGUGAGCCUCAAUUCAUUUGCACCUUUUGCAUAUUUCUCUAAAACCGACAAAAGAAAAAUGCAGAAAAAAGUAUCACAUCUUAAACACUAACACGUUUUUCAUAGAUUUUUUUUUUUCAUGUGCUUUUCUAAAGGGAAUUUAUGUAGAGCAGGUACUCCUAAAAUAACCUUCACUCUACAGUAGUAAUAGGUACUGUAUAGUUGUGGAGCUGUAUUACCUCUUUAUACCUAUUUAAUUGGUUUGCAGUGACAUGCCAGUUUUACUUUUACCAACAUACUAAACUUUCGCUGAUGUUUUGCAUCUUGACUGUUGCCAUUUGAAGCUACAGAGAUUUUUAUUUUUGGGAUGUAUUUUACAGUACGAAUGUGUGAUGUUAUAUACGAGUAUGUAUUUUUAUACUAACUUUUUAUGAUUCCUGAAAUUUGCCAAAUUUUUUGUCGCACCAGCAUUUUGAAUUGGGGGACAUUGGUACGACUGUUUUGACUGUGUUAAAGUGUGCUGGAUUACAGCCUUACAACGUGCUACACCCACAUUGGCAUGUUGCAUUUUGCACAUUAAGCACUAUUCAGGCUAUUUUUCCCAAAAUGGCUGCCUGCAUUUUACUUUCCACUGCAGGCGAUUGGUUAUAAAUAGUCCUGUGCGUGGGGUUUUGGUGUUUUAAGUUACAAUAUGUCAGGGUUGCAUUUAUUGAAUGCAGACAUAAGCGGUAUAUAUAUACACAUUUGUAUAAAGGCCAAAAACAAUUUUCCCUUUUUAUCACCUUGUAUUAUAUUGUAAGAUUAUUGUACGUUCCUAAUUUGCAUUAUAAAUUUAAAUUUUCAUACUUAAAAGUAUAUAAAUAGUAACUUUGUAUAAAGGUAGUGUAGACAAUUUGGAAUUAUUUCCUUUUUUAUUUUUAAAGAAGUUAUGUAGAUGUUCAUUGCCAAACUUUUCAUGACUUUUUAUUUUUUUUUAUUUUUUAUGAUACCUUAGAUUUAUAUGUGCACUAAACAUUCCAUGAUACUGUCUUGAACUGUGACCCUUCUAAUGCUCGAAAGUGUGUAGCAUGGUACCGGCCAGCCUGUGUUGUAUCGCCUCUUACUGACGUUCCAUGACACUAAAGCUACUUUCACACUCACGUUUUGGCUUUCCGUUUCUGAGAUCCGUUCAGGGCUCUCACAAGCGGUCCAAAACGGAUCAGUUUUGCCCUAAUGCAUUCUGAAUUGAAAAGGAUCCAUUCA
This is a messenger RNA of Bufo gargarizans (Asiatic toad), 3008 nucleotides long. It is a transcript of the gene FRS2, whose product is annotated as fibroblast growth factor receptor substrate 2. The record is from RefSeq and is a predicted model, not a curated record. Gene Ontology annotation, biological process: cell surface receptor protein tyrosine kinase signaling pathway. The transcript has 7 exons. The coding region runs from base 257 to 1792 and encodes 511 amino acids. Lineage: Eukaryota; Metazoa; Chordata; Amphibia; Anura; Bufonidae. Gene Ontology annotation, cellular component: cytoplasm; cell-cell junction.